This is a messenger RNA of Dovyalis caffra, 1134 nucleotides long. The record is from the annotation of a GenBank genome assembly. Lineage: Eukaryota; Viridiplantae; Streptophyta; Magnoliopsida; Malpighiales; Salicaceae.
AUGAGGUGCUCGUGGGAUUCCUUAUCUGAAGAGAAAAAUGACAACGAUUUGGUCGGGAGGUUAAGCCAAAAGCCUAAAGCGACUGCCUUUAUGAAGCUGGCAAGGACAAAUGUUCUUGACUUAAAAAAAUUCCAUGUAAAGGCUCAACUAACGCCCUUCGGUUUUGGGGUCAACAGAGUUAGAAACAAAGAUCUUAUCAAAAACAUGUCUAAAAUAUUAACGAUCACAACUCUCAUUUCUCUUCUCGCAAUCACAGUCCUUACAACCCCAGCAACUUCCGCUACGGACACUUUUGUCUUCGGUGGUUGUUCACAGAUAAAAUACACACCAGGUUCUCCUUACGAGUCCAACGUUAACUCGAUACUCACCUCCCUUGUUAACUCAGCCACGUUCACCACCUACAACAACUUUACCAUCAAGCCCCCAACAUCGUCGGACACUCUUUACGGUCUCUUCCAAUGCCGGGGGGACCUCUCCAAUGGUGACUGUGGUCGCUGUGUAGCUCGUGCAGUGAGUCAACUGGGCACUCUUUGCCUUGACUCGAGCGGUGGCGCCUUGCAGCUUGAUGGGUGUUUUGUCAAAUAUGAUAACACCACGUUUCUUGGUGUGGAAGACAAGACGGAGGUGUUGAAGAAAUGUGGGCCGUUGAUAGGGUAUGAUUCUGAUGAGUUGAACAGGCGUGAUGCGGUGUUGGAUUACCUGGGGACUAGUGAUGGGUCCUACAAGCCUUUCAGAGUUGGUGGGUCCGGGGAUGUUUCUGCUGUGGCGCAGUGUGUACAAGAUUUGAGUGCGAGCGAGUGUCAGGACUGUUUGUCUGAGGCGAUCGGACGGCUGAAAACAUACUGUGGGGCCGCCGUUUGGGGCGACUUGUACUUGGCCAAGUGUUAUGUUCGGUUCUCCAAAGCUGGUGCCCACUCCAACGGCGGAAAUGGACAUGGUAAGGUGUUGCGCCACCCGAGAGGGUGGUGGUUUAAGGUUUUUUAUAACAGCGAAAAUAAUGAGGUGGAGAAGACACUUGCCAUCUUGGUAGGACUUAUUGCUGGGGUUGCACUACUCAUUGUAUUCCUUGCUUUCCUGAGAAAAGUUUGUGAGAAAGGAAAAGAGCCUUUGUUUGGUGAUAUUAGAGUCUUAUAG